GCAAGGUUUAAACGUUAGGUCCUUUUGAAAUGUGCCCGCCCUUUCGUUUCAACGACCUUGAACGGCUUGAUUAGAGGCGGUCAUUCCGUAUUUCAAUUGCCGUGGGUUGGUUGGAUUGCAUGAGUACCAAGUUUUUUCAUAUAUAAGUCAUGUUAUGCUACAUAAAAAAGCACGAAGUAAAUACGAAAACCAUUAAUUUAGCGUUCUCUGUUUUGUAGUGUACACGUUGGCUCUGUUGUUGCUUUGUAAUUUGAUCUUUGAUCCCAACAACUGUAGUAAAGCUCAACGAAAUGUCAAGUCACAGGUAAAUCCUAAGUAUUUGUAGUAUUUUCUUGGGUUAUUAUUGUCACAAGGAAUAACCUUUUAAUAAUUAGUCAUUUCUGUUUUUAGUGCUUCAUGCUCAAGUGACAUUUCAGUCGACCUAACCGAUGCCUUUCGAAGUAUGAUACUGAACAAGCGUUUCGUCUUGUGGGAUGAUUUUGAAAGCGCCUUAAAAGAGUUCCAAAAAGUAUGGAAUUAUAGUUUUAUCGCUUCUCAGACUACUUAUACUCGUUACAUCCACACAGAAAGCAGAUUGCUGAAGGAUGUCAGGUUCAAAUACCUGUUUGUAUCGUUUAAUUGUACGUUUGGUCAUAAACGGAAAUCGGAAGGUUUGAAAGUGAGGCAAAAAUCGUCUAAAUUCCGUAAUUGUCAAUCUAAAUUCCGUGUAAGACUAGAGGAGCAAGGAUAUGUCAUCAAAUCCUACAACAUGCUCCACAAUCAUCCAUGUAGUAGUUCAUGGAUGGUAUGUGAUCCAUGGAGAAGGAGAUUAUCGUCAGAAGAAAAAGAGAACUUGAAGUUUUUUUUUUUUUUUUUUUUUUUUUUUUUUUUUUUUAUCGAAAGCAUUAAGGAGAGAACUGGUAAGCAAGUAACUGCUGCCGAUGUCAAAGAUAUGAAAGCUACACUCUCCACUGGUUGUUUUACUCGGAACCAGAUAAUGGAUAUGCUUAGACAGAAAGGCGAAGUGAAGGAACAUUUAGAAAAUGGAUAUGCCACUAGAAUAUGUUUCAGUAGUUCUAACCAAAUACAACUGUACAGAAAAUAUCCAGAAGUUGUGUGCAUUGAUUCUACGUAUAAUACUAAUAAUAAAAAGUGAACAUGUUUAUCAUUGUAUUUUACAAUGUAGAUAUUCCGUCACAUGCUACUUGCCUACGUUAAAAGACGAAAUCUUACAGCUCAUCAACUUCUUAGGUAUUGUAGCAGAUGGAAGUUACAUAAUACCCAGAACUUCCAAAAUUAUACAUUAACUGCAUUAACACG
Molecule: messenger RNA, 1299 nt
Organism: Schistosoma curassoni
Lineage: Eukaryota; Metazoa; Platyhelminthes; Trematoda; Strigeidida; Schistosomatidae
Source: the annotation of a GenBank genome assembly